CCCGGUGCUACAAAACGCGCAGAGCUGUUACGUUGACGGGGUGAGCUGACGUCAUCUGGGAAGCUGUUGGUUUUCCAGCCUGGGAUCAGCCUGCUGCUACUCAUGGAGUGAUCUGCGAAGUUGUCCCACUAUCGAAACCUUUUUUUUACCCCCCCCCCCUUGUGACUUAAACAACAACAGUUGGUGAAAGUUUCUACGGUUGUUGUUGUUUUUUUUGUGGUAGCGACACAAUGUCUAACUUCAUCCCGGGGCAGCCGUUAAUUGCUGUUGUGUUACGAAUUGAGAUCAAGAAGCUGCGGCAGGGAGAUAAUCUGAUCCUGGGCUUCAGCAUCGGAGGAGGGAUUGACCAGGACCCCGGACAGAACCCCUUUUCUGAUGACAAGACCGACAAAGGCAUCUACGUGACCAGGAUAACACCCGGGGGACCAGCAGAGGAGGCAGACUUGAGGAUGGGAGACAAAAUAAUGCAGGUGAACGGCUAUGAUAUGACCAUGAUGACCCACGACCAGGCUCGUAAAAGACUAACGAAGAAGAAUGAGGACGUGGUGCGGCUACUGGUGACCAGGAAGUCGCUGGAGGAAGCUGUCAAACAUUCGAUGGGCAGUUACCCCCGACAGUAAUGCAGUGACACGACCUACAGACUGCGACAGCCGAGGACCCGACACUCUCACACACUCCCACACACUCCCACAAACACAGAUGAUGGCGUCACCGUGGCCUUUACAACUACGUCAGUGCAAACAUAUUAAUAUCUAGGCGACUCCUUCAGUGUCUGCACAGCACAGUCAUUGGAUAAUGAGAGGGUGAUUUGUCUUUCCAUACACACUCAUCUCAAAGUUAUCGGCUUUACUUUUUAUACGUAUUUGUAGCAUAAUCCUUCUGAAAUAUGGAGCAAUCCAAAAACCUUUCCCGAUCUACAGGGCUCAAAUACAUUUAAUCCAAACCGACUCUUCCACCUUGAAGAGACGUGUUCCAAAACUCACGUGAUCAAUAUCAAAAUAAAAAUAAAAUAAUUGCCGUAUGAAAAGUAAAGGAUUAAAAAAAGAACAGAUGUUCAUAAUAUUUACUAGAAUUACUUUUUGCUUGUUUUGAUUUUUGAGCGAGCUGAAAUGAGUUGCUUCCCUAUCUCUCUGCUACACAUCCAUUUCACUGAUUGAUUAUAGCGCAGCGUCUUUUAUUCCUUCCCACUCUGGAGACGUUUGUCAAAUGUCCUCGAUCCAUAUCUUGAUACGAGUUAUUUGGGAGAAAUCAGUUAAGUUGGUCUUGAUGGUUUGAUCUUUGGUGUCAUCAACGAUCAGCGUUUCAUCUCAUUGUCUCACGAUUACAGCAUCAAAUGCCAAAGUAAAAGCCGAGACACUGAGAAGUGAUCAGAGCGGUGUUUGUACUUAUAACGGUACAAGAACAACAUAUACCUGUAUGCACGAUGUUUUAAUACACACUAAUGUCUCUAAUUAUUCCUUCUGUUCUAUUUAUCUUGCUUUGUGUUGAUGUCCAUCACGUGUGGGGAAAGUAGCAGUUAAAAACAUUUACUUACACUAAUCAUGUCUCAUACCAACUCCAUUCCACAAGCCGGAUCUACAUUUAGAAAACACCCAUCAGACAAUUUGCAAUACAUCCUCCUUCCCUGUCCUCGUGUUCAGCGAGGGAACGUUGUUUUGAUGCUAGUUUCACACUGGAAUCAGCUGCAUUUAGAAAAACUGUCUCAAAAAUGUUUCUUUGUCGAUGACCAAAAGUCCAAGUUGAAACUUUAAACCUGAACCGAGCAGAAGUGAAUGUUUGAGACCCUGGAAUGUGCACGGCAGGCUUAAAUACGUAAUACCACUGAUUUCAUAUUGCAACACAACGAUGGUGUACUGCCUCUGAUGCAGAAACUCAUAAACACUAUUUUUAGAUUUGAAAUUUACAAUAUUAAUCUUAUAUAAUUGGGUGAUCUUAUUGGCUCUUUUUUGUUUUGUUUGUUACGCUAGUGGUUUAUAUAAUAUAUUUUGUAUGUGUUUAAUUCAACCAUUUGAUUUGUAUAAUAUUAAUAACCUUAUCUAAUAAUCAAAUGUGUAAUUAAGUUUUCAUUCCAAAGUUAAAUAUCCGCUGUUAAACAGGCGUA
Cottoperca gobio is the source of this 2101-nucleotide messenger RNA. It is a transcript of the gene tax1bp3, whose product is annotated as Tax1 (human T-cell leukemia virus type I) binding protein 3. Gene Ontology annotation, molecular function: protein kinase binding. Gene Ontology annotation, biological process: establishment or maintenance of epithelial cell apical/basal polarity; receptor clustering; neurotransmitter receptor transport postsynaptic membrane to endosome. Gene Ontology annotation, cellular component: postsynaptic density; adherens junction; postsynaptic membrane. The transcript has 4 exons. The record is from RefSeq and is a predicted model, not a curated record. Lineage: Eukaryota; Metazoa; Chordata; Actinopteri; Perciformes; Bovichtidae. The coding region runs from base 231 to 620 and encodes 129 amino acids.